AUGGACUAUUCCAACUUUGCCGGUCAUCAGUCCCAGUCAUUCUCAACGCUCUACGGGCUGCCCACCCCCGAUCAGCAACCCCAGCCUCAGUCCGACGAUGGGAUGCGUGAUGCAUUCUCCUUGAAUACCUACAAUCAAUACUUCCCGGGCUUCGACCCCUCAUUCCGCCUUGACUCCUCCUCUUCCUCCUUUGUUCCGCCACCACACUCACCCCCGGACUCUUUCACCAAGCACUCGGUAUCAAGCAAUGAUAUUCAUCACAAUAACAAGCCCGAACCAGCGUCAAUUGACGGAGACGAUAACCAGUACGCAGACCCCGCCGCGGGGCGGAGUAGCAGCGAGGAGAAAGAGUCGGCGACCCCCGCGCAAAGCAAGCGCAAGGCACAGAAUCGAGCAGCCCAACGAGCAUUCCGAGAACGAAAGGAGCGCCAUGUAAAAGACCUCGAAGACAAAGUCACCAACCUUGAACAAGCAUCCUCAACCCUCCAAGCAGACAACGAGCGCCUCAAGCGCGAGCUGGCCAAAUAUGCGACCGAGAAUGAGAUUCUUCGCGCCACCUCUCACUCCCUCAACGGCGGCAACGGCCCCGCCAAAGACCGCGCCGAGCCAAUCGUCACCGGCCCUCUGAAAUUCACCCCGACAGACUUCUACGCCCACCUCAUGCCCGAAAGCGCGGGAUCAGGGUCAACCUCGGGACUCGGGUCUGCAGUGCCUCAAAGCCCGCAGCAUCGUGUCACGUUGUGUCAGACUACCGGGGAGAAGUUGCUCGAUGCCGGCGCGACAUGGGAUCUCAUCCAGGCUCACGAGCUGUUUAAGCGCGGGCAAGUCGACAUCGGCGACGUCACCGAGCGGUUGAAGGGUAUGGCUCAAUGUGAUGGGCAAGGUCCUGCUUUUAGGGAAGGCCAGGUGCGAAGGGCAAUCGAGGAGAGCGCAGCCGACCGCGAUGAAUUAAUCUAA
Molecule: messenger RNA, 957 nt
Organism: Penicillium macrosclerotiorum
Lineage: Eukaryota; Fungi; Ascomycota; Eurotiomycetes; Eurotiales; Aspergillaceae
Gene: rsmA
Product: putative bZIP transcription factor (Fcr3)
Exons: 3
Coding region: 1-957 (318 amino acids)
Cellular component (GO): RNA polymerase II transcription regulator complex
Molecular function (GO): DNA-binding transcription activator activity, RNA polymerase II-specific; transcription cis-regulatory region binding
Source: RefSeq, a predicted model, not a curated record